Molecule: messenger RNA, 1179 nt
Organism: Chaetomium globosum CBS 148.51
Lineage: Eukaryota; Fungi; Ascomycota; Sordariomycetes; Sordariales; Chaetomiaceae
Exons: 2
Coding region: 1-1179 (392 amino acids)
Molecular function (GO): hydrolase activity
Source: RefSeq, a predicted model, not a curated record
AUGCCCCGCGAAUUCAUCACCAACACCCCGCCCAGGUCGAUAACCAAGCAGCAGGCCAUGUUCCUCACUGACCACGGUGUAAAGGGUGCUUUGUGGGUUAGCAAAGCUGCUUUCCCCGCGCCACCGGACGCCGCCCUCCAGAAUGGUGUAUCCAGGGCUAUUAGGGAUCUGGGGGAAGGCGGCGAAGAAUAUACGAUGCCGGCUCUGCAAGCUGUGGAGGGUGAGUGGGUCGGUUAUCGAGCUAGCGUCAAGGCAAACACCCCCGAGCCGGCGGGACUGUCGGAGAGGGAGAAGUACGAGCACCUGGUGAGAGACAGGAAGACGGACAUGACACUGCUCUACUUCCACGGCGGAUCGUAUUAUCUCAUGGACCCAGUCUCGACGCGGCCUCUGAUGCAAAAGAUCCUUUCACGAACCCAUUCCAGCAUCGCGCAUUAUCCUGGGUGGCGACUCUGCCGGCGGAAACCUGGCUUCCGUCCUCCUACAGACGCUCCUCCAACUCCACCGGGCUGCGCCCGCCGGAGGAACGCCUACCGUCACAUUCCACGGCGCCACGGUACCGCUGCCACUACCAGCCGGAACCACGCUGAGCUCACCAUCCAUGGACCUUACACGCUGCAUGCAGGGCGGCUCCGAGUUACAGGCCCUGUGGGACUACCUCCCCCACCGUCCUUCUCGCCUGCGCAAUCAUCCCCUCCCUGCACCAUCUGGCCGUCCGACCCCCCGCGCGCCGACCUCCUUUGCGAAGGCAGCGCCCUCUGCCACCCCCUUGUGUCCCCCCUCGCGGCCCCUUCGUGGGCGGGCUCGCCGCCCCUCUUUAUCGUUUGCGGCGAGGAGAGGCUCGCGGACGAGUGCAAGGCGUUUGCGCAAAAGGCCGCCAGGGACGGCGUGCGCGUAGUCUGGGAGCAGUACGAGGCGAUGCCGCAUUGCUUUUCUCAGGUACUUGAGGGGAGUGUGGAGAGCGAGGCGUGUUUUGCUAGUUGGGCGGGAUUCGUGCGCAUGGUUACCGAGAAGCCAGGUGAGGUGGUAACAGGAGGGGAGUUCAUCACCGUGAGGACCCUGGAGAGGACACCAGUUGACGUGUACAAUCUCUUGGAUAUGAGCCAGGAGGAUAUCCUAGACUGCAUGCAGCGUGAACGCCAGGCCAUUGUGGAGAGGUUCACUCAGUCCAUGGCUUAA